AUGUUGCCUCUCAUCUCUCGUUACAACGAGAUGGUUUCGAAGUCGUGUAUCUGGCUCGUCGCAGCGGCUCUUUUAGCCGCUUGCGGCGUAAGUGCAGGCGUAGGAAGUAAGCGGCCCUUCACACCGACUGAUUCGAUUUUGGAUAUAAUCGACACCGAACAAGUCGAAAGAAUGCUAGCGGCUCGACGACGAACGGAAGAAGCCACCGGAUCUUCCGCUUCCUACGUUCAAAGAAAUGAACUCGGCGAAGGAAGUUCGGAGACUAUGGUGGUCUCAAUGCCGGAUCAAGAAGAGGCUACCGAAAUACCCAAAGGCGCUGCGUUUCGAAAUAUUUUGAAGUCAUCAAAAAACGCACUCACCGUCACUAAAAAAGAGUAUCUCAAGGAAGAUUGGUGCAAAACGGAACAAUUAAUACAAAAAAUCCGUGAACCGGGUUGUUUGCAAGCGACAGUGAUAAAUAAUUUCUGUUAUGGACAGUGCAAUUCGUUUUACAUUCCGAAGAGUCCGCGGCGCCGGGAGAGCAACGACGAGCGCCCUCCGCCCGCAUUCAAGUCUUGCUCAUUUUGUAAGCCGAAAAAGUUUACUUGGAUCACUGUCACGCUUCGUUGUCCAAGUCAGAACCCACCAUAUAAACGAAAGCGUUUACAAAAGAUCAAACAGUGCAAGUGUCUACCGGUCGGCGUGAACUGA
This is a messenger RNA of Pieris macdunnoughi, 690 nucleotides long. The record is from the annotation of a GenBank genome assembly. Lineage: Eukaryota; Metazoa; Arthropoda; Insecta; Lepidoptera; Pieridae.